Molecule: messenger RNA, 1374 nt
Organism: Paramuricea clavata
Lineage: Eukaryota; Metazoa; Cnidaria; Anthozoa; Malacalcyonacea; Plexauridae
Source: the annotation of a GenBank genome assembly
AUGGUUGCUUUCUGGGAAACAACGAUAUCGGAUUACGAUAUUUCUUCAAUUUACAAAUCAGGUGGGUGUUAUAUUUAUGUAUUAUACAGUCGCGCGCCCUUAACCAAUCAGUAAUCGUCGAGAGGUUUUCGUGCCGAUCCAAUAUUUUACGUCAUAUUCGACUGGAACCUAUUGGACAGUUGCCAAUCGUUUUUCAACCCUUUUGGAACACCAAAAACAUUGGUGUUUUUCAAUCUACACGAGCAAAAUCGCCACGAACAAAGUUUAGUCUAUCCACGAGCAAAAUAUCUUUGAGAUAUGAAUUUGUCAAAUAAAAUUUGCUCGUAUAAACGGGACUUUACAGUCAAAGAGUCAAAGGCAUAUUGCUAUAAAAUGUCAACACUCGCCAUCAUCGUCUUAAAGACAUAAAUAUUCCAUUAAUAUCUCUAAUUCCUCGCACGAUCGUCCAAAACAUCCUCGAUUUCUUCCUUAUUCGACGAUUUUUUAGGUUUUCGAGCACAUUUGCAAAUUUUGAGCGUUAUUGCAAGUUUUCAAGUCACGAUUUCACAGUCCCUGAAAUUAACGCGACCGCUCAUACGAAUGACGGAUAAGGGACUGUGGAAGAGUCAGCAUUAACACAGUUUUUCCUCGACGUUAGUAAUGCUAUUUUUUUGUUCAAAUUAUGUGAAAUUUUCUUUAAAAUUCCUUUAAUUAUGGAAUUGAGUUUAUUUAUGCACUCAUAUUUGUAAAACAUGUUUAUUAACUUUUUGUUUAGUUAUUUAAUUAAGCAAAUUCGCCGCCAAUACAAGUAGUAAAUGUUGUCCCUCUGUAUUACUUUAUCGCUUAUUGACAAUUUUUGUUAUAGAAUUAUUUUGUUCGACACAAUAAAACUCUUAUUGGUAUCAUCUUAGCCCAAUACGGUAAAAUAUUAAGUAUCAACCCUAAUAUUAGGGGUAUCGCCGAAAUAUUGAGGUCUCUACCUAAUAUUUUGUUAUAUUGGGUUCAGGAGAAUCCAAUAAGACAUAUUGUUCAACGAAAUUUUGUCAAGACAUAGACUCAUUGCUCAUAUUCACCUGUACCGUCUCCUUCUCGAGAAUGCGACAGCACAAUAUCGAGAUAUUUCGUAUUUCGAGUUUCUUACCGAAUUGCCUAUUGCCGAUUGUUUAGUUGUGGUCCCGUUCGUUUAAUUUCCUCGUCUAUUUUAUUUAGAGUUUGGAACAUGUCCAUUUAGUUGGAUCGAAUAUGGAAUGUCAUGCUACCAGCUGAACAAAGAUACAAAGUCAAAUUAUCGGGCCGCUAGUACGUGUCAGCGCUCGGGAGGAGAUCUUACUAAUAUCGAUACUAAUGUUGAACAAGCAUUUAUUUUAACGAUAUUGAUUGAUAAGACAUGGAUUG